This is a messenger RNA of Saccharomyces cerevisiae S288C, 117 nucleotides long. RefSeq lists its product as uncharacterized. NCBI's taxonomy places the organism in Eukaryota, Fungi, Ascomycota, Saccharomycetes, Saccharomycetales, Saccharomycetaceae. The record is from RefSeq and is marked reviewed. The coding region runs from base 1 to 117 and encodes 38 amino acids. The transcript has a single exon.
AUGAAUGUAAUAUUUAAAUUGUAUUUAACGAUAGAUGCACCAAAAAAAAAGAAAGUUACAGUAAGAGACUUCUUGUCGAUUCGUUAUUCCAUGCCAUACAGGUUAGCCUCAAAUUAA